CGGAGGGCCGGCUGUUUGGGGAAGGCGGUGGGAGCUGGGAAGCCGAUGCGGGCGAGCGGGGCAGGGGAUGGCUUCGGCUGGAGGCGGCGACUGCGAGGGCGCCGCGCCCGAGGCGGACCGUCCUCACCAGCGGCCCUUCCUCAUCGGGGUGAGCGGCGGCACCGCGAGCGGGAAGUCCACUGUGUGUGAAAAGAUCAUGGAGCUGCUGGGACAGAACGAAGUAGACCACCGGCAGCGGAAGUUGGUCAUCCUGAGCCAAGACAGGUUCUAUAAGGUCCUGACCCCAGAACAGAAGGCCAAGGCCCUGAAGGGACAGUACAAUUUUGACCACCCAGAUGCUUUUGAUAAUGAUUUGAUGCACAGGACUCUGAAGAACAUCGUGGAGGGCAGAACCGUCGAGGUCCCAACCUAUGAUUUUGUGAGCCACUCAAGGUUGCCGGAGACCACGGUGGUCUACCCUGCAGACGUGGUCCUGUUUGAGGGCAUCUUGGUGUUCUACAGCCAGGAGAUCCGGGACAUGUUCCACCUGCGCCUCUUUGUGGACACCGACUCCGACGUCAGGCUGUCGAGAAGAGUUCUCCGGGACGUGCACCGUGGCAGGGACCUGGAGCAGAUCCUGACCCAGUACACCACCUUCGUCAAGCCAGCCUUCGAGGAGUUCUGCCUCCCGACGAAGAAGUAUGCUGAUGUGAUAAUCCCACGAGGGGUAGACAAUAUGGUUGCCAUCAACCUGAUUGUGCAGCACAUCCAGGACAUUCUGAACGGUGACAUCUGCAAAUGGCACCGCGGAGGGCCCAACGGGCGGAGCUACAAGAGGACGUUUCCUGAGCCAGGGGACCACCCCCGGGUGCUGACCUCUGGCAAACGGUCACACUUGGAGUCCAGCAGCAGACCCCACUGAGGAGUGGGGCGUCCGCCUCCCAGGCAGGUCCCCCCCAGACACGAGUUCUGGUUCUGGGCCUGGAGAUGCCCGCCUGACCCUAAAAACGCAGCCACCGCCUCUCUCAGCAUCCGGUACGACAGGGUGGCGGUAGGAUCAAGGCGUCCCCCACUGACGUGGGGAUACUGGACGUGUCAUUCAGACUCCAUUUGGCAGGGUAUUGGCAGGCGUUCCUGACGUCACCUGCUUCCCCACGUGACGGCAGGUUACGUCUCUAAGUUACCGAGAAACGCCACCGCGUGUGGUAAGCCUGUGACACUUGCUUCCAGGAGGAAUGCAAGUCACGUAUUUUGGGGAACACUGAGGAAACAGCCUGGACACUGGCUGUUCGGUGUGUUUUUAACAGUGAACCACAGUGAGAGAUACUUUUUCUAGUAUCUGGUUCAUACAUGCACUUAUACCUAAACAAAAGUUUGAAGAGAUACUACUUUCCCUUUUCAUAUGUUAUACGUCCAAACGUUUUCUGUUUUAUUCUACUUCAUAACAUCAUUCUAGCUGUGACCUAUUAACCGAAUUUCACGAGCCACCAGUGGGCUGUGAUCCGUCUGGUACGCACUGGUGGGAGGAGCCAGAGAGCCAUGUUUCCUUCCUCCCGGACUGUGUUCCAAAGGCGGGGUGGGGGAAGGAGCCUUGGGGAACAAGCGUUUCUUAACUAGCAUCAAACACAGAAGGCGUAGUCUCUGCUCAUCCAGCCCGAGCCUGCCUGGCUCCUGUGUGUGGGGCAGAAGGCAGGGUGGCACACACAGCGUCCCUAGUCCUACACAGGACCCCGAGCCCAGGGUGCUGUGUGGACAGGCCGUCCCUAGUGUGGCCCAGGGCCAGUCCAGGCCAUGCCGUCCCUGGCCAGGGUGUGUGCUGGAAUGGAGGGGCGCGAGCGGACUCUGCUGCCCAGAGCCAGCCGCCACUGUGCGCACCCAGAGCCCCCGGCUGCAAACACCUGCAUCUGUGUCAUCCUGGUUUGUCUUCCCUCCCACAUGGCAGCUGUUCCUCUACAAGUGCUCCUUUCCCACUGCCACCAGCUAACUGCAUGGGCAAUUCUGGUUUCUUUCUAUCGAGUGGUAGCUAGUUACACAAGACAUAACAUCAGCUGAGCUAGGCUGAGCUCCAUGGCUGGUUUCUGAUGACUGUGACGGCUUUGUCAGGCUUACUGUGCCCUUUUGGAAAGAGAAUCAAUAAAUGACACCAAACGUUGAGUGCCAA
Messenger RNA from Diceros bicornis minor, 2140 nucleotides. RefSeq names its product uridine-cytidine kinase 1 (gene UCK1). Gene Ontology annotation, cellular component: cytosol; cytoplasm. The transcript has 7 exons. Gene Ontology annotation, molecular function: ATP binding; kinase activity. The record is from RefSeq and is a predicted model, not a curated record. NCBI's taxonomy places the organism in Eukaryota, Metazoa, Chordata, Mammalia, Perissodactyla, Rhinocerotidae. The coding region runs from base 68 to 901 and encodes 277 amino acids.